AGAGGAGGAGGAAGGAAUGGUGAAUAUAAGGCCCCAGGACUUGCCUUUGACUACUUACCUCUCUACACACUCACAUUCAAAGAAAGAAUAGCUGCUGGGCCGAGACGAGACGCCAUGAGGACCACACUCGUGAGGAUGCUGGUUGCACUUAUGUGCGUACUGGCUGCACGUGCAGAAGUCAUGCCCGUUCAAGGUUUUGAUCUGCAGAGGAUGUCUGGAAAAUGGUACAUGGUUGCCUUUGCCAGCAACGCUGCUUGGUUUGUGAACCAUAGGGGAAACAUGAAGGUCGGGACUGCAACCAUUGUGCCAACUGAUGGGGGUGAUAUGGACCUAAAAUAUGCCCACAUACAGGAAGAUGGCACCUGCUGGAGAAUAAAUCAUUCCACUAAAAAAACUGACACUCCUGGACGCUUCACCUUCCACAGCCAAAUUUGGAACAAUGACAAUGACAUGCGCGUCGUCGAAAUCCUGUAUGAUGAGUAUGCAUUGGUCCACACCAUCAAGACAAAGGACGGAGUGUCUGAGAUUUUGAACCAGCUUUACACUCGCACACCUGAGGUCAGCGUGGCACUGCAGCAGAGGUUCAGAGAAUUCUCCAUUGAGACCGGCGUCUUGCCUGAAAACAUCGCCAUCCUACCAACUGCUGCUGAGUGCCCCGAGGCUUGAAAAGUCCCCUCCUCGCUUUCCAACGUCCUCGCCAUGCAGCUCUCUACAUUUUUCACACAGCUUCAAAUCAACAAAUAAAGGAGAAAGAGGGGGAAUAUGUUUGAGUCGAAACGGUUUUCUUAAAUGCUUUUGACUGCUGUUAUUGUGAUGUUUCUUGACCCACAAGCCAAUAAAAUAAAAAAAUACAAAUUA
This is a messenger RNA of Syngnathoides biaculeatus (alligator pipefish), 858 nucleotides long. Its product is annotated as lipocalin-like. The coding region runs from base 115 to 666 and encodes 183 amino acids. Gene Ontology annotation, molecular function: small molecule binding. NCBI's taxonomy places the organism in Eukaryota, Metazoa, Chordata, Actinopteri, Syngnathiformes, Syngnathidae. The transcript has 6 exons. The record is from RefSeq and is a predicted model, not a curated record.